Molecule: messenger RNA, 2214 nt
Organism: Entrophospora candida
Lineage: Eukaryota; Fungi; Glomeromycota; Glomeromycetes; Entrophosporales; Entrophosporaceae
Source: the annotation of a GenBank genome assembly
AUGAAAUGUAAAAGUUGUCAACUUGAAAAACUACCUCGUGAAUUUCCAAAUGAUGUUAUCACUUCUUUCAAGAUUGAUAUCGAUAAUAUUCCAAUAUCGAAAAUUAUAAAUAAUAAUAAUAAUCUUACUGGACAUUUCUAUGUUGUGAUGUUAGAUGGUCAUAAGAUUCAAUUAAAAACAUUGAAUUAUGGUUCAACAGGUCAUGUUGAUCUAAAAGGUACUUCUCAUUCUGGUGAUGUGAUGGAUAUUGCUAAUAAAAAAGAUAAACCUAAGGAGCAGUUAUGUGGAUAUAAAAUACGAAAUGCAGCAUCUUCACAAGCUGUAAUAAUAGAAAAAUUAGCGAAAAGAAAUGAAUUGAUUGAAUACAAUUCACAAGAUUCCGUUGCAAAAAAAAAUCCUGUUUAUUUAGAAUGGAGUGGUAUAAAUUAUUACAUAAACCAAAAUUCUACGCCGCAGAAAAAAACAGAAAAUUGGAAAUUUUGGAAUUAUUUUCGUAAUAAAAAAAACACAAAUAACGAUUUAGAAAAUGGAAGCCAUGAUUUACGUAGAAAAAUUAUUGAAAAUAUUCACGGACGUGUUAAUCCAGGGACAAUACUUAUGAAUGGUCAUAAACCUACAAAAGAUUCAAAACGAUUUGUGUCUUAUUGUACACAACAUGAUAUAUUCUUUCCUCAAUUGACAGUACGAGAGACUUUAAAAUAUACCGCUUUAUUGCGUCUUCCACGUAUAAUGUCAAAACGUGACAAAUUAAAGCAAGUUGAAAAUGUGAUUCAACUAUUGAAUCUUUCUAAAUGUUCAAACACAGUGAUUGGAAAUAGUGGAUUUGGAGGUAUUUCAGGCGGUGAAAGAAAACGUGUUAGUAUUGCAAGCGAAUUGUUAACGGAUCCUAGCAUUAUAUUAUUGGAUGAACCGACCUCGGGACUUGAUUCUUCGUUGGCUUUAGAACUCACAAACAUUUUAAAAACUUUUGCAUUAAAACAUUCUAAAACAAUCAUUAUGGUUAUUCAUCAACCAUCCUCACAAGUAUUUGAGCUUUUGGAUAAAUUACUACUAAUGGCCGAUGGUCGCAUGAAAACUUUUAAACUUAUUAACCCAUUCUUUAAAGUGGAAUUAUUAAACGACGAUAAAAGUAAAAAAAAAUUAAUAAAGUCUUAUGCCGAAAAAAUAAGUAACGAUCCACAAGGAAAAGAAAAAGGUUCCGAAUUCAUGAAAACACCAAAAGAAAGCUCAUCAUCAUCGACGACUUUAUCAUCGUCUCCUUCUGCAUUUGAAGAAAAUCAAAUUUCCUCAUCAACAAUAGUUACAAUUCCAUCAAAUAAACGAAUAACAGUUGAAUAUCGCUGGGAGGCUACAUUUUCACAACAGAUAAAGAUAUUAGCAGAAAGAUCUUUUAAACAACAAAAAGGUGUAAUUUUGUCAAAAAUUAAUGUUAUACAAACAAUUGCUUUGGGAAUUGUUGUUAUUUUAGUUUGGUUACGAAUACCUUUUGAAGAACAAAACCUUAGUGAUAGAUAUGGUUUGAUCUCUUUUACGUCAAUAUUUUGGUCAUUUCAUCCAUUAGUCGGUACAAUAUCAUCACUUCCAAUAGAUAUUGAGAUGUUAUCUAAAGAAAGACAAUCAAGGUCCUAUCGAUUAUCUUCGUAUUUCAUAGCAAAACAAUUGGCCGAAUUGCCGUUAAUAUUACUACAUCCAGCAGCAUUCGUUAUUAUGACCUAUUCGGCAACUAAUUUAUUACCUUAUGCUGAUAGUUUUUUCGCUUAUUUGUUCACAAUGUUAUUAACGAGUAUAACCGCCCAAAGUUUUGGUUAUUUAUUUGGUGCAGCUCUAUUAGAUAUUCGAAAAAGCAUAUCUGUUUCCACGAUAUUUGUCUUGACGUCUAUGUUAUUGAGUGGUUUCUAUGUACAAAAUUUACCUUACGGAUUAGAAUGGUCACAAUAUCUUUCGUUCAGUCGUUAUUCAUACUCCUUAUUAAUGUUGAUUCAAUUCGGCACAAGUCGAUCAUAUUUUAAAUGUUCAUCUUUUGGUGAAAAAAGUGAUUACAGCGAAUGUUUAAAUCCAAAUUCAGAUGCUACUUUACCUGGUGUUUCUGUAUUAGAUAGACUUCAUUUACAUGACUUGAAAUGGUUUGAAGAUGUUAUAAUAUUGAUUUUUAUUUGUAUUGGAAUAAGAAUUUUAUCUUAUUACGCUUUAAGAAGAUCGACUAAAUUACGUUGA